UAUAUUUUCCAUAUGAAUCAUAAUCUUACGAAUUGUAACAACUCAGCUUUUCAUUGUCGUGGAUAGAAUGAGGAGAAAUUGUUGCUUGGAUGGUGCCAAAACAAACUCGUCACAUAUUGUCUAGAAGUGUGGCGCACGUCGUAUUGUGGUCAAAUGUCAAAUGGAGUCAUUUCUCAAGAAAAAAACCUAGACUGUCCACACAUCCCUACUGUGAGGACUCUCAUUACCAACACACCCUGCCUAAAGUCGACAGUAAACAGUUCAGUAUGUAUCAGAUUGUACCAGUCGCCCCCAGGGAGCAGCAUCUGUCUGAGUGGGGUGAGAACUCGCCGCACAAGAAGAGAGCGAAUGAGGAAGCGCGCCCCCUCGUUGUUGCAAGCGUACUGGGCUGUGUGCUGGUUCUGGCUGCUGUGGUGGCCUGGUGCUACUACUCGGCAUCUCUUCGCAAAGCCCAGCUCAUGGAGACCGAACUGCUGGACCUCAACAAGGACGGUUUUGUCAUCCGGAACCAGGCAGGGGCUAUAAUUUUCGCCAUGACCUUCAGGUCUUCUUCACUGGAUUUAGACUCCUGCAUCCAUGAGCAAAGUAUUCUAAGGUGCACUCAGUCACAUGCGGGCAAGAUUAACUUUUUUAUCCACGCAACUCGGCCAAAGGACACAGUUAUGUGUUACCGUGUCCGCUGGGAGCCUCUGGAAGACGAGCAUACAGUGGAGCACGCCAUGGUUUGCAAUGGCUCUUACUGGUACGGAGGUGCAGAGUCCGCUAUCCAGCACUGGCCCAUCAGCAUCCGGGGCGAGAAGCAGCCGCAACCUUAUAUCACCAGUGACAUCUCCAUCAAUCGUAACGCUUUUGGAGGGAUUCUGGAACGCUACUGGCUGUCGUCCAAUGCGGUCGCAAUCAAGAUAAAUGAUUCGGUGCCGUUUCAUUUGGGCUGGUCAGAAAAGGAUAAGGCGCUUCACUUCCAGGCCCGCUACCAGGAUUCUCCUUUUAAACCACUAGUGGGCCAGCAGACCUUAGCAGAACUCAGCUACACAGUGUGUGCAGGAUCUGACGUUACCUCCAUUCAUAAAUACAUGGUGCGUCGCUAUUUCCCAAAGCCUGUCAAGGUUCCUUCUGCUGAUGUUUUCAAACACCCUGUGUGGUCCACUUGGGCUCUGUACAAUAAGUCUGUCACCCAGGAGAGGCUACUCCAGUACGCCUCCGACAUCACCAAACAUGGCUUCAACUGCUCCCACUUGGAGCUGGAUGACUGUUACACCUCUGACUAUGGGGAGUUUGACUUUGACCUGCAGAAAUUCCCUAACGCCAGCGGUAUGUUUGACCAGCUUCGACAGGACGGCUUUCGGGUGACGCUGUGGACGCACCCGUUUAUCAACUACGACUCGGUCAACUUUGGAGUCGCCGUUGAGAACGAGCUAUUUGUCCGCGAGCCAGACGGUGAGCUACCUGCCCUCGUUCGCUGGUGGAACGGAAUCGGUGGAAUAUUGGACUUCACCAACCCAGAAGCACGUAACUGGUAUUCCUUCCACCUGGCCAAUCUCAAAGCCCAAUAUGGAGUAACGUCCUUUAAGUUCGACGCCGGGGAGACAAGUUAUCUCCCCCGACAGUUUAGAACUUUAGUCCCACUGACAGACCCCUCCACUUUCACACGACGCUACACAGAGAUGGCCAUACCGUUUAGCGAGCAUGCCGAGCUGAGGGUGGGGUACCAAAGUCAGAACAUCUCCUGUUUCUACAGGAUUAUCGACAGGAACUCUGUGUGGGGUUACGAGCUCGGCCUCAAGUCCAUCAUCCCCACAGUUCUGACCAUCAGCAUGCUGGGGUACCAGUUUGUCCUGCCUGAUAUGAUAGGUGGGAAUGCCUCCCCGGACAAGAUGGCAGGAGGUUUAAAUGACGAGAACAAGCUGCCAGACCGAGAGCUGUACAUCAGAUGGUUGGAGCUGUCUGCCUUCAUGCCUGCUAUGCAGUUUUCUAUACCACCCUGGGACUAUGACCAGGAAGUGGUGGAGAUAGCACUAAAGUUCACAAAACUCCAUGAGACUCUUGUGGCCCCGAGAGUCCUGGAGCUGGCCAGCGAGGUCCUCAAGACUGGAGAUCCCAUAAUACGGCCCCUGUGGUGGAUCGCCAAUGACGACGAGGUGGCUUACAAGAUCGACUCCCAGUUUCUGAUUGGAGACGACCUGAUGGUAGCUCCCGUGCUGGAGCCAGGCAAGCAGGAGAGGGACAUCUACUUGCCUGCGGGAAGGUGGAGAAGCUACAAGGGUGAACAUUUUGUUAAGGGCCCCACGUUCCUCACAGACUACCCUGUGGACCUUGAUGAGGUAGCCUAUUUCAUUUGGGUUCAUUGAACUCCUCCAGGCCUUAAGCUGAGCCUCUCCAUGAUGUUUGCACUGGUGCUUUGUGAUGAAUCGCACACAUGCCAAAUAGCAGCAGCAGUUUUAUUUCCAGGGAACGCGACCACUUGGCUUUUGCUGAGAGUUAAUGAUGGUGAACACCCUAUACCUACGACCUCUAUUUCUACAGAUAUUGAUUACUUAAGUUUUAACCUUUUCUUUUAGUAUCACGCUUACAUGUCCUUAGUUGUACACUUCCUGUCGACAUCUGAUUUAAUUUGUGGGUUACAUUUUAAAAGUACAUGCUUCUUAUUGGCUGGCAAUCUGUCCAGGGUGUAGUCCGCCUUUUGCUGAAAGUCAGCUGUGAUAGGCUCCUGCUACCCGAGACCAUGAACAGGAAAAGGGGUAGAAAAUGAGUAGAUGUGUUAAAGUACAGCAUCUACAUAUUUGUUAAAGGCCUACUGAAAUGAGAUUUUCUUAUUUAAACGGGGGUAGCAGGUCCAUUCUGUGUGUCAUACUUGAUUAUUUUGCGAUAUUGCCAUAUUUUUGCUGAAAAGAUUUAGUAGAGAACAUCCACAAUAAAAUUUGCAACUUUUGGUGCUGAUAAAAAAGCCCUGCCUGUACCGGAAGUCGCAGACGAUGACGUCACAAGGGUGAGGGCUCCUCACGUCCUCACAUUGUUUAUAAUGGGAGCCUUCAGCAGCAAUAGCUAUUCGGACCGAGAAAACGACAAUUUCCCCAUUAAUUUGAGCGAGGAAAGAUUUGUGGAUGAUGAUAUUGAUAACGAAGGACUACAAAAAAAAAAAUUAAAUAGAAAAUAAAGUUUAAAAAAAAAAGGCGAUUGCAUUGGGACAGACUCAAAUGUUUUUAGACACAAUUACUAGGAUAAUUCUGGAAAAUCCCUUAUCUUUCUAUUGUGUUGCUAGUGUUUUAGUGAGAUUAAAUAGUACCUGAUAGUCGGAGGGGUGUGUCCACGGGUGUCUUGAGGCCAGUCUCUGAGGGAAGUCGACGUCAGGUGCAUGGAAGGCGCAAGCUCAGCUGAUCUCCGGUGAGAGGCGACUUUUUACCACUAUUUUCUCACCGAAACCUGCCGGUUGACAAGUGGUCGGGAACCAUGUUCGCUUGACCGCUCUGAUCCAUAGUAAAGCUUCACCUCCGGGAAUUUUAAACAAGGAAUCACCGUGUAUUUGUGUGGCUAAAGGCCAGAGCUUCCCAACUCCAUCUUUCUACUUUGACUUCUCCAUUAUUAAUUGAACACAUUGCAAAAGAUUCAGCAACACAGAUGUCCAGAAUACUGUGUAAUUAUGCGAUGAAAAGAGACGACUUUUAGCCGCAAAUGGUGCUGCGCUAAUAUUUCCUGACAGUCAGUGACGUCACGCGCACGCUUCAGCAUUCCGCGAUGUUUUCAACAAGAAACUCUGCGGGAAAUUUAAAACUGCAAUUUAGUAAACUAAACCGGCCGUAUUGGCAUGUGUUGCAAUGUUAAUAUUUCAUCAUUGAUGUAUAAACUAUCAGACUGUGGUCGGUAGUAGUGGGUUUCAGUAGGCCUUUAAAUGUUUAUGCUAUUGCAUAGGGUGGAUUUAAAAGGUUGGUGAAGAGAAACUCCUAUAUCAUGCCGUUUGUGUCUUUUUUGCCACUUUUGUAGCCUUGCCAACUAAGAUAAAGAAUGUUAAGCAGGUGUACUGAUGAAAGACGGACAUCAAAUGUUUGAUAAAGUAAACGCACAUGCCCAAAUGCCUUUUCUUCAACAUCAGCACUUGUCUUUUUAUUUUCAAGGUUCAAUGUUCCACUAUUUUCAACAGUUUUGAACUAUGUCUUAGAUGAGCCACAGUAAGUGUGUUGGACAAAAUGUAGCCUUAAUGCUUGAAUUUCAACAAAUGGGAACAUGCCAUUUUCGUGUUUCGGUAACUUAAAUGCUAAUGAGCUUUGUUUGUCCAAGAAGUGGUAUUGUGUGAAAGAAAGUCUAAAAAUUAAAACACGCAGCUCUGUGUCUGUAGCUGACUAUAUAAACAGAUAGUUGGCAAAGUUCCAGGCUUUAUUUUAAGAUGCGCAGUGAAGCCUGCACUUGAAGCCAAGACCAUCGAGCUCAGAGCGUGUCAAUGGUGUUCCCUUCAUGACAUCACAAAAAGCUGAGUUUAAUAGAGUUGGUGCUCAUGAACAGACUUCAGGAUCUUUUACAUUAUAAGGGACCUAAGGUGCCAAUUUGUUGGGGUCAGGGGUUGCAGUAGUACUUCCUUUAGGUGGGGCCAAGUCAUACAUAUUGACAAAAAUUAGGAAGGACUAUGACCAACCCGAAUUGAUUAAAUACUUUGACUUCCCGUUUCCAUGCUGGUGCCAAAUUGAGCGAAUUAAUUCUGCAUGAAGAACCUCUCCCAUAGGAUGGUUGGAGCUUAACUUCCUGUUGUUGGCAUUGUGUGCUCUAGAAGUUGAAAAUAAAUCAGCAGCACCUCUGCUGGUGGCAGCCAGUAAUGCACUACAGUUCGCCUCAAUAUAUUGUAUUCGAACGUGCUGCAAUAUACUUGAAAUGCCUUUUCUUCUAAGGAAUUGGGAUUUGAAAUGCUCCAUUUUUUAAGAAGGUUGUCCUUUUUUCCUUUUAUCUGUUUCUGUGGAACUGUUGGUGUUUGUUGCAAUGCUUUAAAUUAAAACAGCUGUUUUUUUAUGAAAUGUAUAAAGUCAUGCCUUACAUCCCGUUUGUCAAAUAUUCACAGGUAAAAAAAAAAACAUUUUUCUUAAUCAUUUGCGGUUGUGACUUUGUUCAUGAGGCUCCAAAAGAACUUUGAAUACAAAUAAGGACACGAUAAUUGAGAAAACGGUGUGGCGUGGCAUCAUUGUACAGUAGUGAAGUGAAUUAUAUUUAUAUAGCGCUUUUCUCUAGUGACUCAAAGCGCUUUACAUAGUGAAACCCAAUAUCUAAGUUACAUUUAAACCAGUGUGGGUGGCACUGGGAGCACGUGGGCAAAGUGUCUUGCCCAAGGACACAACAGCAGUGAUUAGGAUGGCGGAAGCGGGAAUCAAACCUGCAACCCUCAAUUUGCUGGCACGGCCACUACCAACUGAGCUAUACCGCCCCACAGUAUGAGUGGAGGUACCUUUUUUGCCACGAUAAUUACUAAAAUUGCGGAAAGAAAACAUUUUUGCAAUGAUUUGGGUUAUGGUCUUAGUUUAUUUUGAACAUGCUUACAGUUACAAUGUGGUUCAUCUAUUUUAGGAAAACCUCUUCUCCGUCUUAUAUAGUACAUUAGUUCAGUUCCUGCACUCAAUUAUCUAUUUUUAUCUAUUAUUUGAAUCACAAUUGAUCACAUUGUGUCCAUAACUAUAUAAUUAUAUCUCACCUACCAACAGUUUAAAAACUAGUCAAAUUAUAUGAAACCAUGUGUUAGUCACAAAGAUAAUCAACACCCAGGUAAGUCUGAUUACAAAAUGAAAUACUAUAUCAAAUAUACUGCAAAAGAAGAAACUCAAAAACUAUGCAAAAUAAAUGUACAGGCAAUAAAAGCAUUGCUAAAAUUAAUAUUUCUUAAACUGAAUUUAUAAUCAAAUUAAAUGCAAAUGGAAAUACAGCUUCACCACUUAAAUCAUAAUUUUUGCCCUUCAGAAACUUUUUUAUUACUUUAGGUACUUCUUCUGUUUGAGAUUGUCAUUAGUGCCACAAGUGGUGGAAAAUUGUAUUACAGCUCAGUACCGCUGCGACCCAUUCGGACCACGGCUGAAAAUCUGAUAUUUUUUGGCAGCCCAACAAUAGUUUUGAAACACUGCCUUGGAUGGGACUGGAAAAAUUGUUUGCUUUACAGCAUGGGUGUCAAACUCUGGCCCGUGGGCCAGAUUUAUUUGACCCUUUAGGCAAUAUCAAAUGAACAUUAGAACUGGCCCGCCGGUAACACCACAUUCGCCGCUAAUACUCAUACUUGCCAACCUUCCCGAUUUUCCCGGGAGACUCCCGAAGUUUAGUGCCCUUCCCGAAAAUCUCCCUGGGCAACCAUUCUCCCGAUUUCCACCCGGACGACAAUAUUGGGAGCGUGCCUUAAAGGCACUGCCUUUAGCGUCCUCUACAACAUGUCACGUCCUCUUUUCCUCCAUCUAAACAGCGUGUUGGCCAAGUCACAUAACAUAUGCGGCUAUCACACACACAUAUGCGAAUGCCAUGCAUACUUGGUCAACAGCCAUACAGGUCACACUGAGGGUGGCCAUAUAAACAACUUUAACAUUGUUACAAAUAUGCGCCACACUGUGAACCCACACCAAACAAGAAUGAAAAAACACAUUUUGGGAGAACAACCGCACAGUAACACAACAUAAACACAACAGAACAAAUACCCAGAACCCCUUGCAGCACUAACUCUUCCAGAACGCUACAAUAUACACCCCCGCUACCACCAAACCCCGCCCACCUCUUUUUUAUUUUAUUUUCAAAUUUGUUAGCCUUUGGAAAAAGUUAAUGUUGAUAUUUACCUCAGAAGGCUGCAAAUAGAAAAGAGGCAUUAUUUUUUUUAAUUACAUUUUAUUUAAUAUACAACUGAUGUUUUUUCGUUUGUUUUUUGAAAGUUGAUUUUGCACUAUUAUGUUAUAUAAGCUCUGCUUGUUCCAUGGGAGGAAGCCGGAGUCCCCGGAGGGAACCUACGCAGUCACGGGGAGAACAUGCAAACUCCACACAGAAAGAUCCCGAGCCCGGGAUUGAACCCAGGAUUACUCAGGACCUUCGUAUUGUGAGGCAGAUGCACUAACCCUACUUCCACCGUGCUGCCCUAUUCAAGCCUUGCUUGUUCAAUAUUCAUUGCAAAACUUGUUUAGGUCCCUAUUAAAAGGUUCAUUUGUUCAACCUUGGCCCGCGGCUUUGUUCAGUUUUAAAUUCUGGCCCACUCUGUAUUUGAGUUUGACACCCCUGCUUUACAGGUAUGCGCAUGUUUGUUUAUUAAACAUGAUUUUUAAACAGCUCAACACCAAAUGGACACAAACACACUUCCUGACAAUAAAAAAAAAAUACCUGCAGUGCGCUGGUGUCGUGUCAGAUAUGUCCCUGACAUAAUUUGUAUCUCCUACUGCUGGAACACUUGCAUUCAGAGGGGUUGUGUCUCACUUGCGUGUUUACAGUAGAUACUAGUUUAGUGCAUCAUUAACACAAAAUGUGGAUUGUCAUGAUCUCGCCUUGAUUUAAAGAAAAUUGGCAAUGUAAUGUUUUAUAUACCUGUGAUCAAUAAAUGCUUCUGAUAUUCUGUA
Messenger RNA from Nerophis ophidion (straightnose pipefish), 7547 nucleotides. RefSeq names its product myogenesis-regulating glycosidase-like. Lineage: Eukaryota; Metazoa; Chordata; Actinopteri; Syngnathiformes; Syngnathidae. The coding region runs from base 90 to 2348 and encodes 752 amino acids. Gene Ontology annotation, molecular function: hydrolase activity, hydrolyzing O-glycosyl compounds. The record is from RefSeq and is a predicted model, not a curated record. Gene Ontology annotation, biological process: carbohydrate metabolic process; skeletal muscle fiber development. The transcript is spliced from 6 exons.